Corticium candelabrum is the source of this 1304-nucleotide messenger RNA. RefSeq lists its product as uncharacterized. The transcript is spliced from 10 exons. Lineage: Eukaryota; Metazoa; Porifera; Homoscleromorpha; Homosclerophorida; Plakinidae. The record is from RefSeq and is a predicted model, not a curated record. The coding region runs from base 110 to 1270 and encodes 386 amino acids.
ACUUAGGCUGUCGCGCAAGCAUUGCGGGACUUCAAGGUAGUCACAUCCGGGUAAAAUAGGUACAUCCGGGAGUUUUGUUGCAAAACGACUGUCCCUGCAUUUAUCAUUUAUGGGAAAGAAAUCGGUCAAAUCGCGUUCUGUGCCAGCGAGGCUAAAGAACCAAACCACUGAGGCUUCCUCCGCGCCUACCGCCUUCGUCUCUCAUAGCAAAGUUUUGUUCACAAUUUUGUCUGCUCUCUUCGCUCUUCUCGCCAUCUACUUCUACUCGAGCGAGACGAGAAGGGAGGACGAUAGUCUCACGAGGCUACUAGAAAACCGCUCGUUAGAUACAAUAGAUAGAAGGUCGGAUUUGUCUCUCGAGGAGUACACAAGUCUGUACGACGGGAAAUGGCCUGUUUUGAUUACGGAUGCAAUGAACGAUUGGCCAGCUCUAUCCAAGUGGGACUGGAGCUACUUCCUAAAUCGUUACGGAGACCAUCUUGUGGCUAUGAAGGCAGUCCAUGGCAAACUCACUGACUCUCAGAUGCUUUCAGUGCCUCUGAAUGUGUUCAGCAAGCAUGUACACGAGUCGUCGCCGACAACGUGGACGUACAUCAACGAUGAGUUGUUUAUCCCAUUUCGUCCGGAACUCUCAUUGGAUAUCAGAAGACCGAUCUACAUGGAAGAGGAUUACUUCAAGUUACUGCCAAAAGAACUUCAGCCAUGGGAUACUAUGCUUCUGUGGGGAACAAGCCACUCCCGGUCUUCCCUUCACAUUGACCCGUACAACUGGACAGGAACAAAUGCAGUUUUGAAGGGCAGAAAGCGAUGGAAGCUAUUCCCUCCAGGCCAGGACCACUUGCUGUACGUAAUACGAGGUCAACACUGUGGGUUCCCUCUUGAUUGUUUUAAGUACAACAGUGAGGUGGAUGCGUUUGAUCCUGAUCUCGAACGCUACCCUCUCUUCACUCAAGCCAAAUACAUCGAAUUUGAGCAGCUACCAGGUGAGCUUCUCCUGAUCCCAACCGGUUGGUUUCAUCAGGCAUACAAUCCAGAGGAAUGUUUGGCGAUAAGCAGUCAAGUGUACAACAGCCAGAACGUGAAGAUAGUUACUGAGGAGAUCCUGAAAGUCGGUGAAGUCAAGCAGGCAAAGCUGCCACAGGAUUUCAGCAGUUACAAGCCAAGGGACCAGGUGGCUGCACUAGUGAAAGUAAUCCCCAAGUCAAUAAUCAAGAAAGGCAAAGACGUCACUGACAAGAUCGCAAAGCAGUUUCAUAGAACAUCAACGUGAACACACACACACACACACACACACACACACACAC